Messenger RNA from Gaeumannomyces tritici R3-111a-1, 1344 nucleotides. RefSeq names its product zinc-regulated transporter 2. Bases 1 to 1344 code for a protein of 447 amino acids. Gene Ontology annotation, biological process: zinc ion transmembrane transport. The record is from RefSeq and is a predicted model, not a curated record. The transcript is spliced from 4 exons. Gene Ontology annotation, molecular function: zinc ion transmembrane transporter activity. Gene Ontology annotation, cellular component: plasma membrane. NCBI's taxonomy places the organism in Eukaryota, Fungi, Ascomycota, Sordariomycetes, Magnaporthales, Magnaporthaceae.
AUGGCGGAAGCAAUGGAAAAGGUCAAGCCCAUAUGCGGCGCUAACAAGGCGGACACGGGCGAGUACGACCUGCCGCUCCACGUCGCCGCCGUCUUCAUGGUUUUCGCCGCCUCUAGCUUUGGCGCUGGAUUCCCCGUAACAGCCAAAAAGGUCAAGUGGCUGAAGAUCCCACCCAAGGUCUUCUUUGCUUGCAAGCACUUCGGAACCGGUGUCCUGAUAGCAACGGCCUUUGUGCAUCUCCUACCGACCGCCUUCUUCAGCUUGUCCAACCCAUGCCUGCCCGAUCUCUUCACCGACGACUACCCACCCCUGCCCGGAGUCAUCAUGAUGACAUCUCUCUUCUGCCUGUUCGUCAUCGAGAUGUACCUCAACGCCAAGACCGGAGGCCACUCGCACGGCGGACCGACCGGAAGCGAUCUGAACUCCGGCCACUCCCACGGCCACUCCCACGGCGCCGCGCCCUCGCCGCCGCGCCCGCCGCGCUACAACACCGACGACUUCGAGGCGGACCAGGCCGACUUCGAGAAGCGCAUGGCGCAGCAGAUGUACGAACAGGAGAACAAGGUGUCGGCGGCGCGCCGCGGCCCCCUCGCGGACCCGGAGAAGGGCUACAACUCCGACUCGGAGAUGCCGGCGUGGUUCGUCGUCUUCUACGAGCAGUACGUGCGCCAGAGGCUCGAGAUGAUGAACAUGAUCCGCGAGACCGACACAAACCAGAGCCGUCAGAUCCAGGCCGCCUCGAACUCGUGGAAGGACCCCAACUCCGAGCCCAGGAUGGCGGCCACCAAGGCCAACAUGGUGGCGCCCCCGGGCCGCUGGCUGGACGAGAACGGCGAGGUGGUGGACCCGCUUGUGUACCGCAAGAUGUCGCUCAACAUCACCAUGCUCGAGGGCGGUAUCCUGUUCCACUCCGUCUUCGUUGGCAUGACCAUCAGCAUCACCAACGAGGGCUUCGUCAUCCUGCUCGUCGCCAUCCUGUUCCACCAGAUGUUCGAGGGUCUCGGUCUCGGUUCCCGUAUCGCUGCCGUCCCCUACCCUCCCGGAAGCUUCCGCCCGUGGCUCCUGGUCAUCGCCUUCGGCUCCACCGCCCCCAUCGGUCAGGCCAUCGGUCUCGCUGCCCGCAACUCGUACGACCCCGACAGCGCCUUUGGUCUCAUCAUCGUGGGCAUCUUCAACGCCAUCUCAUCUGGUCUGCUCAUCUACGCUGCCCUUGUGGACCUUCUCGCCGAGGACUUCCUUUCCGAGGAGGCGCAGGCCAUUAUGACCACCAGCAUGAAGAUCAGUGCCUUCUGCUACGUUCUUCUCGGAGCUCUGGGCAUGUCGAUUGUCGGUGCUUUCGCAUAA